ACUGAAACCAAACCCCACCCCACCCCAUCACACAUACUCUUUAUUUUUCAAUCCAAAUCUCUCUAACAAAGCACAGAUAAAACGGGUAAAAACCUCAAAAUCUCUAAACAGACAGACACACAACAAAAGGGAUUUUGUUUUCUUGUCUAUAGUCAUGUCAAUAGCAGUAGAUAGUACUUGUAAUAUAGAUAUGGAUUCCACGGGAUUUCCACGCGGAAGAUUAGGGUUUGUUGUGACGUCCUCGGUGUUUGAUUCUCCGGUCGGGAGGAGGGAGGAGAUGGCGGAGGAGUGUAGUCCGUCGUCUUUGACGACAUCUUCUAAGUCCUCGAUCGGAAAAGACAGUGAUCUGUCGGGCGGUGGAGAAGAUGGGCUGGAUGAAAAUGAGGUGCAAAGUGCGUAUAAAGGGGCCCUUGAUUCCAUGGAGGGAUUAGAGGAGGUUUUGCCUAUCAGGAGAGGUAUAUCAAAGUUUUAUGAUGGAAAAUCCAAGUCUUUCACAAUUCUGUCCGAUGCAUCCUCUUCUCCCUCCAUUAAAGACAUUGCUAAACCAGAGAAUGCUUUUACCAGGAAACGCAGAAAUCUUCUUGCUUUUAAUCAUUUUUGGGAGAAGAACAGGGGUUUCCCUCACCGAAAUGGGAUAUCAAAGAGACCUAUUAGCUCUAGCAAAAGCACAUUGGCUUUAGCAGUUGCCAUGAGCAGUUCCGAAAGCAUUAGCAGUGCUAGUGAGGAUUCAAAUUCAACUUCAACUUCAAAGUCUCCCCCACAUCUUCCACCUCUACACCCAAGAUCCAGGGCUUCUCAUAACAAUCUAGCAUCAUUGCCAUCCCCACGACAAAGUUUUUCUCCCUGGCGGUCAUUCUCUUUGGCUGAUUUACAGCAAUGUGGCACGGUAAACUCAUAUUGUGAAAAAACUGAUCAUUAACUUGACACUUCCAUCUUAACUUGUGCUGAUGCGGAGACUUUCAAUGUUCUGGGGAUGUAGGGAAAUGUUUUUUUUUUUUUUGUUUUUCAUGUUGCUUGCCCCUUUUUGUACGUGUUUCGAGUAAAUGGAAUGUCUAGAGGAAUACACACAUUCUCUCCUUCUGUUUUUA
Molecule: messenger RNA, 1088 nt
Organism: Populus trichocarpa (black cottonwood)
Lineage: Eukaryota; Viridiplantae; Streptophyta; Magnoliopsida; Malpighiales; Salicaceae
Product: protein OXIDATIVE STRESS 3 LIKE 1
Exons: 2
Coding region: 155-919 (254 amino acids)
Source: RefSeq, a predicted model, not a curated record